Molecule: messenger RNA, 3022 nt
Organism: Salvelinus sp. IW2-2015
Lineage: Eukaryota; Metazoa; Chordata; Actinopteri; Salmoniformes; Salmonidae
Product: excitatory amino acid transporter 1
Biological process (GO): L-glutamate import across plasma membrane; D-aspartate import across plasma membrane; L-aspartate import across plasma membrane
Cellular component (GO): plasma membrane
Molecular function (GO): L-glutamate transmembrane transporter activity; glutamate:sodium symporter activity; neutral L-amino acid transmembrane transporter activity
Source: RefSeq, a predicted model, not a curated record
AGAGAACAUAUACGCAUAUCUACCAUUCUCUGUGUGCCCGUCUCUCUCACUCCAUCUCCCAGUCUCUAUCCUCCCUUCUCUGCCUUCUUGACGGACCCACUGCUGACCUCCUCCACUGCUGCUCCCUGCCUGCCUGCCUGACCUGUCCUCAGGCUGAGGAUAACCCUGAGCAUCAUCAGGAAUAGGAGUUUGUCUAAAGAAGGAACAUCUACACUGGUGAAGGAUGCAGCGGAUCCGGGAGGGCAUCCACAUAAGGACCAUGAAGGCCAAAAGGAAAGUGGAGGACAUCUCUAAAGAAGAUGUCCAGGCCUUCUUCAAGAAGCACGCCUUCGUGCUCUUUACUGUAGCUGCCGUCGUUGUAGGUAUAAUCCUAGGCUUUGCACUGCGUCCCUAUAAAAUGACCUACCGAGAGGUGAAGUACUUCUCUUUCCCCGGAGAGCUGCUGAUGAGGAUGCUGCAGAUGCUGGUGCUUCCCCUGCUAGUAUCCAGUCUAAUCACAGGCAUGGCAGCACUGGACAGUAAGGCUUCAGGAAAGAUGGGUAUGCGCGCUGUGGUGUAUUACAUGACCACCACCAUUAUCGCUGUCAUCAUAGGCAUCAUCGUGGUGCUCAUUAUCCACCCUGGGAAAGGAUCUAAGGAUGAGUUCAUGAAACAGUCGAAGAUAGAGGACAUCAGCCCUGCCGACGCCUUCCUGGAUCUCAUCAGAAACAUGUUUCCACCAAACAUGGUCCAGGCCUGCACACAGCAGUUCAAAACCAAAUACGGGAAGCGAAUUGUCCAUGUAACGGUGACAGUGAACGACUCGGUCUUCAACCUGACCAACCUGACUGAGCAGAUUACCCGGGAGGAGGUGAUCCCUAUCCCGGGCACGGUGAACGGAGUCAACGCCCUGGGGCUGGUGGUCUUCUCCAUGUGCUUUGGCCUCAUCAUCGGCAACAUGAAGGAGCAGGGCCAGCCCCUCAGGGAUUUCUUCGACAGCCUCAAUGAGGCUAUCAUGAGACUGGUAGCAAUUAUCAUGUGGUAUGCACCAAUCGGCAUCAUGUUCCUCAUAUCAGGGAAGAUCGUGGAGAUGGAUGACAUCACUGAGAUGGGUGGUCAGCUGGCCAUGUACACCAUCACGGUGAUCAUAGGCCUGUCCAUCCAUGCUUUCAUCAUCCUCCCCGGCCUGUACUUCGCCGUCACACGGCUGAACCCCUUCAUCUUCAUCAUGGGGCUGGUGGAGGCCCUCAUCACAGCCCUGGGAACCUCCUCCAGCUCAGCAACCCUUCCCAUUACCUUCAAGUGUCUGGAGGUGAACAACAAGGUGGAUAAGCGCAUCACGCGGUUUGUGUUGCCGGUCGGCGCAACCAUUAACAUGGAUGGAACAGCACUUUACGAGGCUCUGGCAGCUAUCUUCAUAGCUCAGGUUAACAACAUGGACAUGAACUUAGGUCAGAUCAUUACAAUCAGCAUCACAGCCACUGCAGCAAGUAUUGGAGCUGCUGGGAUACCACAGGCUGGACUGGUCACCAUGGUGAUUGUGUUGACCUCUGUCGGACUUCCCACUGAUGACAUCACCCUCAUCAUUGCAGUUGAUUGGUUCCUUGACCGGCUGCGUACCACAACCAACGUCUUGGGUGACUCCAUUGGGGCUGGCAUUGUGGAAUUCCUAUCUCGACAGGAGCUACAGGCCAAGGAUGUGGAGAUGGGGAACAUUGUGCUGGAGGAGAGGAAAAAACCAUACCAGCUCAUCUCUCAGGAAAACGACCACGAAAACGCCAAACGUCCGAAAACUGAAAGCAAGAUGUAGAUCAACGCUCAAUAGUGCACACAAGCACACGCACGCACAAGCACACGCACACACAAACACGUAAUGUUUUGGUUCAUUCUUGUUUUCAAUCUGUCAUAUUUGUCCAGUUAUUGUCACUCUACCAUAUUUCCUUUCCUUUGUUAUUUUGUCAUUCAUAAAGUUGCCCAAUCAAAUUGCUUACAUCUGCCGCCUCUCUACGAGAUAGAUAGGCCACCUGUUUUAUGGUUUGUCUGGGUAUUUUUGUGUUGAGUUAAGUCAUGGCCUAGAAUAUGUAUAUGGUAUAAUGGUAUAAGUAAUGAGGAAAGUGAUAUGGGUGUUGAUGUCCAAAAGGAAUUUUGUAAAAUUAUGAAAGGACAACCUAUGUUUGAAUGACUGGGCAAGCUUCAUUCUUCAAAAAAAGCAACAGAAAACACAUUUGUAUAUAACUACCUUAAUUUUGGUGGACCCCAGGAAGAGAAGCUGCUGCCAAUAAAUACAAAUACAAUUACAUUUUAUUUGCUACAACUAAUGAAAUGAGGCCCUAUGAGCUGUUUCUGGUGAAAAACAACCAACUUCCUAUCAUGGGUUAAAUAAGCAGUAAUUUAAAUAACAAUCCUCAAGUGGUGUGUAUUUUUUUUUAAAUUUGAUUAACUUUUAUCAUGCUGUCAAUAUUCCUGUUGCAUAUGACAACUUCAAUUGUAUUUUUAUUUUAUUUUGAUUGAUCAAAUUCUUGAAGGUGGUGCUGUGAUGCUGACAAUAUGGUUAAAACGAGAUGUAUCCAACAAUCGUCAUCACUAUAUAUGUAUCCAACAAUUGUUAUCACUAUAUAUUCCCUAUUUUGUAGCCAGCCCUAAGACAAAUGAGUCUUUGAAAUAUCCUUCACUAUUUAGUACAUCAUUAUUUUAACAUAGCAGGUGUUUAAUAUUUUUAAGGCUUUGUAGAGUGAUUGUAUGUCGAUAUAUGUGUAAAUGAACUAUAUAAUAUGGAUAGUUGUUUACGUGAAUAUGUCUUCUUUAAUCUCAAUGCAGAAAGAUAUUUGUUUUCAGGGCCGAAAUGCCACUCCAAUGCCUUGGUUAGUGAAAUCAAGGAACAUAGUUUGUGAUAAUUACAGUAUGUGUGAACUAACUCAAAUGGAUUUAGAAAAUAUGUUAUUUUCUUUCUUUUUUUCUUUAAGUUUUGAGAUAUUAUGGUUCACUUUCUGUAAAGGCAACAUUUGUGGUGAAAAGGAAAUAAAUGGACUGGUAGAUUUGUCUU